This is a messenger RNA of Pieris rapae (cabbage white), 4324 nucleotides long. RefSeq names its product RUN and FYVE domain-containing protein 2. Gene Ontology annotation, molecular function: metal ion binding. The transcript has 14 exons. NCBI's taxonomy places the organism in Eukaryota, Metazoa, Arthropoda, Insecta, Lepidoptera, Pieridae. The record is from RefSeq and is a predicted model, not a curated record. Bases 176 to 2245 code for a protein of 689 amino acids. Gene Ontology annotation, cellular component: cytoplasm.
AAAAACCAUUUGUGUAUUGUCUCUACAUGAAUCAUAUUGCACGUAUCUUAAUAUAAAUUCUAAAUUUGUCUUAAAACACUUUCUAUCGGCUUAGUUAACAUGCAGUCAGGAGUAUAAUCAAAAUAAAUAGACCAGUGUUUGUAUUUUCGCUUCAAAGUUUAUUUGCUGCUUUACUAUGCGUUCUCUUGCCGCGGUCCGUGGGGUAGAACCCGUUCAGGAGUUGGCGGUCCCGUCUUCCAUCGAAGGCGACGGGAAUUCUGAUGCCGAAAUGGCUGGAGCGCAGGAUACCAUAUACCUAUGCAACUUCCGCGUGUCAGUAGAUGGUGAAUGGCUGUGCCUGAAGGAACUACACGACAUGGAGAUGCAGGAUUCCUAUAUCCGACCCUCAGAUAAUGGUGCGAUCACUUCUCCGGACGAUCCUAUGCAUUCAUUGAUGGCUCGUGACCCAGUGGUGAUAGAACGUAGCAAUCUUGUGAACAUCUCGAAGCUGAUUGUAAAGGAAUUGAUUGAACAAUCUCUGCGCUAUGGCCGGAUGCUCGACAGCGACCACUUACCGCUACAUCACUUCUUCAUUGUUCUCGAGCAUGUAAUGCGUCACGGCCUCAAACCUAAAAAGGGACUCCUUGGGCCGAAGAAGGAGCUAUGGGACAUCUUGCAAAUGGUUGAGAAGUACUCUCCUGAGGCGGCAGAUAUUACAGCAAGUGUGCGAGACUUGCCCACCGUUAAAACGGCUAUGGGACGCGCCAGAGCUUGGCUUCGCUUGGCACUGAUGCAGAAGAGACUUGCCGAUUACCUAAGAAUACUACUGGAGCACCGUGAAGAAACGUUGGAGGAAUACUUUGAACCCCACGCCCUGAUGCUGAAUGAGGAGGCGGUCAUAAUAACGGGUCUACUUGUUGGAUUAAAUGUCGUUGACUGCAAUUUGUGUGUCAAGGAAGAAGAUUUAGACAGUCAGCAAGGUGUGAUCGACUUCUCUCUAUAUCUGCGCGGGAGUAGCUCCUCCCACGAUCUCGCGAAUAACGGUAACAAUGGAAAUAACGAGCCCAAGCAACGACACAUCAAUACUAUGCUGGAUCAGAAGAAUUAUAUUGAGGAGCUGAACCGACAUCUUAAUGCCACGGUAGCAAAUCUGCAGUCGAAAGUGGAAGGUCUGACAACGACCAAUGCUCUCAUGAAGGAAGAUCUAGCAAUCUCCAAGAACACAAUGAUACAGCUGGUUGAGGAGAAUAAUCAAUUGAAACACGCAUUAGGUCAAGACAUUACUAAAGAUAGCAGGAUCAAAGUGACAGAGUUGCAUGAAGAGGAGGAAAAACGCAGCGUGAAAAGCACAACGUCAGACAAGUCUAAAAGCGACAAAGACACGGAAUCUACCAAACUUUUGGAGGAGGAAAGGAAGAAGAAUGCGGAACUUCAGAAAGAACUGGACUUGCAAAUAUCGCUUAAGGCAGAAAUGGAGGUCGCAAUGAAAUUGCUAGAGAAAGAUAUACACGAUAAACAAGACACAAUUAUCUCUCUCAGACGGCAGCUGGAUGACAUAAAACUGCUCAAUUUGGAAAUGUACAAAAAAUUACAGGAAUGUGAAAGUUCCUUGAAACAUAAAACAGAACUAAUAGCCAAAUUGGAAGCAAAGACUGAGUCAAUGGGCAGCACGAUACAUCAACUCGAUGAAAAGUUACAGGAAGAUAAGAUGGUUAGGAAGAGUCUGGAGGACAGUGCACGUACGUUAGGACAAAAGGCGGUGACCGCUGAAACAAGAGCCGUGGCUGCAGAGAGUGAUCUUAGGAUAGAGAGGGAGUGGCGGGUAUCAUUACAGGAUUCAAUGAUACGGGAUCGCGACAAAAUAUCGGCGUUGACCCAAGAAGUAGAAUCAUUAAAAUCAAUAGGACAAAAAUAUAUGGCCUUACAAGAAGAACAACACCAACUUAGAGUUCAAUACAGUGAUGCGCAGAAAACUCUAGAAGAAGUCGGCGCUACGUUAAGUGAGAACAAAUUGCAACUGGCCGAAUUGUUAGAAAAGGAAGCGAGGGCGGUACAAGACGACACUCCAAACUGGACUAGCGAUAAGGAUGCAACGGCUUGUGCGGCGUGCGCUAAAGAAUUCACUAUUGCUAGGCGGAAGCACCACUGUAGAAGAUGCGGUAACAUUUUCUGUGGAGCGUGUAGUGAAAAAACCGUAGCGUUAGCUGGCAACACCAAACCUGUUAGAGUGUGCGACGCAUGCUUUGUCGAAGUUCGACUUACGUAACCCAAGACCUACAAGCUUGUGGUAUGACAAAGACUUAUGUAAAAUUUAUAUUAUAAACUUGAAAUUUAUCAGAGAAACAUUCAGCGAACUUGGUUGUAAGAUUAUAUCUAUAGGAAUUUGGAUUAAAUAAUACAUGGAUUAGGAAUAGUGUGCUAUUAAAAAAAUUCCAUACAAGGGUAUUCAAAGUCUAUUACGUAAACCUUGAUAUCAUAAACACACUGGAUUUUAAAUAGCUUAGUUACCCUGAGGAAAGCAAUCGAAGGACUUCAUGCUGUAUAUACAUACAAUUUUGUGUAUUGAACGCAUUUCUAUUUAUAUGAUUAGACUCAAAAGAAUAUACGGCAAUUGGGUACAGAAGAUGGAAAAAGAUAUAUUAUAUGAUUAAAUAACAGUGUGCAUGCUUUACAAUAAAUAACGUUACUAUUCUGUCACUGUCUUUGUUUGUUGUAAAGUGUAUUCACCGUUAGGUACGUUGUAAUUACACAAUUCUUAAUCCCAUAUAUCCAAUCUUUAGUCAUAAAAUAGUUAUCAAAUUCGUCUAAAAUGUCUCAUGCACGUAUUGUCUGGAUAUCCAUAGUUGCUCCCAUCACAGUUUUAAAUCGAUAUCGUUUAGUUUUUUUUUUAAUUUGUUUUGUUUAAUGUUUUAUUAUAUUUUCGUGUAUGAGUUGUGCUUGUCAUAUUUAAAAUUUUAUGAUUUUUUCUUGUUCCAAUGUAAACAAGCUUUUAUAAAUAAAUAAAGUUAGACAUAUUUGCAUGUAAGAUGAGAUUCUGACUUGACAUACGACGCGCAUUACGUAUAUGUCCAAUACAGUCUACGUUCUUUACAAUAAGCGACGCGGAAUGUUUGCAUCAAUAUGGGGCUAACCGCCUUUAUCAUUAACACUUUUUUUUUAAAGUGACCGGGCUUUUUGUGAAGUCCGUUGACUGUUUUUAUAUCAAUUAUGUUUUGAAAUUGCUUAUUUUCAUAGUUCUACCAAAAGAUGGCGCUUAUAUCAACAUGUCUUAACGAGUAAACGAGUUUUAACCCGAUAAAAUACAUGUAAAUGCUUUGUCGUAAACAAAGUGCUCAAUAUUAUUAUUUUAUUAUUACAAUUAAUUGAGUAUGUUAGUUAAUUAGCUAACUUAAAAAUCAUGAUUUUAUAAAAAAUAAAACUUAUUAGCUCAUUCAUUGGAUGAUGGUUAUAUUAAUUACAUAUUUAUAAAUAUAAUAAUGAGCAGUGUUGGCUUCACCAAGCGACUCUUAUCCAUGAGGACAUAGAUUCGAUCCCCGACUGUGCACCAACGUACUUUCUUUCAUAGUGCGCAUUUAAUAUUGGCUCGAACAGUGAUGGAUCGUGAGUAAACCGUCUUGCUUUUUACCCAAAAGUCGGCGAUGUGUGACAGGCAAAGGAACCUGAUCACCUACUUGCCUAUUAUAUGAAAAACAUACGGAAAUCUAAGGCCCAGAUCUGAAAAGGUUGUAGCACCACUGAUUUAUAUAUAGUCAUUAGGAUUUAUUUUACUAUUGCUAUAAAAUCCAUCCAUCUAUUUGAUAAAGGUUAAGAUCAUUCUAAAACAUGAGACAAAGUACCUUAAUCUAAAUUCUAAACUAAUGUUUAAACUAUUAUUAUCUCAAGCGAAGCAAACUUUUGUUCUAUAUAAACAAACUGUUGGAUGCUUCUGGUACAUUACAAAGGCGUACUGUGGCAAUAAUGUUUAUUUACAAAAUGUGUUUUAUUAGUUAAAUUUCAAAGAAAAUACACUUUAUUUGAAAUUAAAUUAAAAUAAAAAUGAUUUUAAAAUAAAAAUAUACAUUGCUAGCAUGCCCCGUGGUUUCACCAGCGUUUAUCCUUGUAUAAUCUUAUUGGAAAACUCAAAAUUAGUUUUAUUCGAAACUUUUCUGAAAUUAGCGUACUAAGCCAUACAAAUCAGCUAUUAACAUUGCUUUACCGUGCAACCUUCGAGGACAUACGUUCGCAUUAUGCCUGUGCACAAAUGGAUGUUUAUUUUAUGUGCGUAAUUAGCACGUUUUGAUGAUGACUACGCGAUGAAACCGGUAUGUCUCAAACCCAAUCUACAUGUGUCAGACAGAGGGCUAUA